AUGGGAGCUUCUGAGGCGGAGGACUUGGCAGGAACGGAUGGGCUGGACGACGCGGACGAGUGGUCGGAGGGCGACCUCAGCGAGGAGGACGACGACGAGAGCGAGUGGACCGUGUGGGAGCGCGCCUGUCGCGAGGGCGAGCAGUACUUGCCGCCGCUGGUGCUCAGGGGCCUGAUGCCAGAGUGCCUGGUGGAGCAGUGGCGCUUCUACCAGGCCAACGCCUGGCCGAACCGCACCAUCCGUGGCUACCCGCUGACGCCGGAAGGCGACGAAGAGCCCGGGCAGCCCACCCGCUUCCUGGACGUGCAGCUCGUCAAGUGCGGGAGCGUGCCGUCCACGCAGGUGCGCGGCUGGUCUGCGCUGAUCGCGCAGCACCAGGCGCACCAGAGGCCCCUCUUCCUCCUCAACCUGCUGUACGCGGCGGAAGGCACACCACUGCACUCCCUCUCCCGCCUGCUGACUCGUCUGGACGACCUCUCGCACGUCCUGGCCUGGACUCGGGCCGACCCUCGCAAGGCUGAGCCGGGGACGCAGCCCUCCAUCGACCUCGUGGAGCUCCCCCGUCUGGGGGUGUCCUUCCGGUGCGAGCAGGUGGGCGGGGUCAUGCGUCUCUGCUGCCUCGACUAUGGUGGCCUGUUCGUGCCCAACGGGCCGCCGACCUCACUCAGGUCGGAGGCAUGGAAGUUGCUUGUGCAGAUGCCCCAUGCCAUCCUGUUGCAGAACGAGAACUCGGAGUUCAGCGUCCUGACACCCAACGUCAAGCCGGUUCGACCGAUUGUUCAGGAGGACCCUUUCUCGACAGAGCUGGUCUUGGCCAGGAGCGACAAGCCCUGGCAGACCGCCGCAAGGAACAAGACCUUCCUGUAUGCCGUCCACCCCACGCUUCGCUUUCUGCAGCCUGCUACGCAAACGGGGGCUUUGUACCUGCUCCUGAUGGAGUGGCUCCACCGAAGGCACGGCUCGGCGGCCGCGCUCGUCUCUUCCAUCUCCACGGACGACAAGUUGGACUCGAGUGCGAACCAGAUCUACGAGCACUUUGGACACAUCGCGGAACCGCACCCCGACACGCACGCGCUCAGACUGCAGGUGUCUCUGGCCCUGCGGAACGUUCCAGGACUCGAGAAGCAGUGGGACAUUGCCUCGGAGAUGGUUGGCUACCUCAAUAAGCUGUCGCAGGUGAGCGCUCGCUGCCGCCUGGGCGAGUCGGAGGAGGCAUGGGCACUGAAGCUGUGCCGCAGCGAGCGCGACAGGCGCGAGCUGAUCCGCGCGGAGGUGAAAGCGCUGACCUCAAAGUCGUACAGCGCGCUGACGAUGACCACCGUGAAGAUCUGGCACAAGAUCCUGACGGACGCGGAGUAUGCGCUCGAGGCGCCAGCUGGCGAGGUGCGCGAGUUGGAGGAUUGGAUCAAGCAUCUGCGCCGCAAGCUCCGUGCCGCGCAGUUGCCGGGUACCAACGAGGAGAUCCGGGCGGUACUCGCCGACGUGCUCGAGCCGAUGUACACGAGGUGGACCUUUGGCGAGGAGGACCCCUCGCAGGUCUUGUCCCUUGAGAAUCGCGAGGCCUACCUUGAGGCGCUCCACGACCCCUCGCAGCGGCCGCUGUACCUCGCAGCUCCCAAGCGGCCGGAGGAGACAAAAUGGCAGACCCACCUGGACGAGAAUGCCCUCGUCUGCUCCCUGUACGACAUCCUCUUUGAGGUGUUAGGGGCCGAGCACCUGCACCGCCCCGAGGGUGAUGAGGAGGCCGACAACGCGCAGGGCCCCGACAUUCCGCUCAUGCGGCGCCUCAGCCUCCCGCUGGCCAUGGAGGAGGGGUUCAAGCUGCUGAUGGGUGGCGAGUCCAUUCGGGACGCGCCCACGUGGGCACUGCUCUACUCCAUCUUCACGCGAAGCCUCUCUGUGCGCCUCAGCCGCUCGAAGGAGGUCAACCCGCAGCACCAGCACACCUUCGGGUUGAUGCUGCUCCACCUCACCCGGGGCUCGCGCUUCCCCGGGUACCUGGUGUCGAUACUCCACAUCAUGGCGCAGAACCCGGAGAUCUGCGCCCAGCUGCCGCAGUUGACCAAGCCGAAGAAGGUCCGCCUCGUCAAGCAGUGGAAGGCGAAGCUCGCCCAGCUGCAGAAGUCCCUCCACGACGCGGCCUACGGGAACCAGCUCUCGUGGCCGCCGCAGCCGAAGGACUUCUUCGAGCUGCCCAGCCCGAUCCUCUGCGAGGUGGGGCCGCAGCUGUUCGCGCAGCCCCCGAAGGACCUCGGCGCCCUCAACCCCGUCCUCGUCUUCGGCCUGAAGGACUGCAACGCCAUGAUGGCGAGGCGGCCAGUGAUCUCCGGCUUGAGUUGCCCCGAGCGCAUCCUGCGCCCCUCCAAGGCCUGCAGCGUCGGAGAGGACCUGGAGGCCCUUGCCUCGCAGCCGCUGAGAAACAUCUGUAAGAGGCACCUGCUCUACGAGGGCAGCCAGGACAAGGUAGGCGACAGCCUCCCCUUCGACCUCGACGACCACCCUGCGAUGAAGCACGCGGUGGCCCAGGGCAUGAUCGUGAGGCUGGUGAAGGAGAUGAAGCAGUACGCCAGCAUGCGCAACACGGAGCGCUACCCGCUCCUGUUGGAGCUCGACGUCGAGGGCGUGGUCGCCGACGCUCCGGGCAAGCAGCAGGCGGCCGCGCAGCAGCUGACCGCGGUCAAGCAGGCCCUGGAGGCGCGCAAAACGGAGGACGAGCGGCUGCUGGCGCAGCUGAUCGACAAGCUCUUCAUCUCUGUCGACACGUUGCCGAGCCUCGGAGAGGACACUGGUGACCCCGACCAGCUGCGCUUCUGGCUUCUGCGGACCUCCGAGCACGAGACCCGCAUGUGGUUCGAGCUGCUUUGCCGUUCGCUGCUGAGCCCGGACAUCGUGGGUGACUUCCGACGCUUCAACCCCUUCCUCACAGAGGACGAGGUGGAGGAGCUGAUGCGGAUCGUGAUGCACAUGAUGCUCAUCACGUCCAGGCGCAACCAGACGGGCAGGGCGCUCGACAACUGCCGCGACCUGGCGCGCAUGCUGGAGGAGGGGGCUGGCGACCGCACGGCCGCGGCCCGCCGGGCGGGCCUCCUGGAGAAGGCCAGCCUGCUGUGCAGCUCCCUGGCGGCGGUGCGCACCUACGUGAGGGACGGCGCGGCCUUCGACCCGAGGUUCAUGGUGUUCGAGUUUGUCACAGGCUUCCUCCUCCGGCCCAGGCAGGUGGAGAUGGUACAGGAGUUCUUGAACACUAUCAGGGGCAACAGCAGCGCGGUAAAGCAGAUGAUCAUGGGCCAGGGGAAGACAACAGUUGUCACCCCGCUUCUCGCGCUCGUGCUCGCCGACACCACACAGCUGGUGUGCGUGAUCGUGCCGCAGGCCCUGUUGGAAUUUUCGCGUUCGGUGCUGCGCAGCGUCUUCUCCUCUGUGCUGCAGAAGCAGGUCUCCACCUUUCGGUGCGACCGCGCAGUGGAUCUCGACGUGAACCUGUCCGCUCACGUGGGCCUCGUCAAGGAGAAGGGAGACCUCAUCGUCACCACCCCGGGAGAUAUCAAAUCGCUGGUGCUGCGCUUCCUCGAGCAGCUUGAGGUGGUGAGUGACCGGAGGGCCAAGCGGAACACCCCACAGCUCCGGCGCGAAACCCUCGAGAUGGGCAAGGUACUGGAGCUCCUGCGGAGGGAGAGCGUGUGCAUGAUCGACGAGGUGGACAUGGUGCUGCACCCGUUGAAAUCCGAGCUGAAUUUCCCCACGGGCCCGAAGUCCUUGAUCCACCACGCCCCCGAGCGCUGGAGGCUGCCACUGCACAUCUUGGAAGGCUUCUUUGCUGCAGAGAACUCCUCGGCGAUCCCCCCGCAGCUUAAGGAAUCGCACGCCGCGAUGGUCAUCCUUGGCGAACUCUCCCAGAUCAUUCGGCACGGCUCCGAGCAGCGGCUCCUGCAGAAGAACCCGCACCUGAUCUUGUUGAACGACGACUUCUACCAUGACCGAAUGAAGGGCAUUCUUUGCCAGUGGCUUGGCAUCUGGCUUACCAGCGAACACGUCGCUAGGGUGUUCGAGGUUGGCUACACGCCAGAGGACCGGGGACUGUCCGAGGACGAGAUAACUGCUUACCUCAUCUUCCGCACAAACCCACUGAAGGCGGUCGUUACGGGCACCCUCGAGCAGUGGAGGGCAUGGACUCCAGAAGCUUCGUGGUUGUGGGAUCUUGUUCGCAGCCAGGCUGUGAAUUCCAAAGCUUCUGGCGACUUCGACCCAGAGUGGAUCCCGAAAGACCACAAGGGGUACACCACACGCACCUCGUAUGCCGCAGCCAUCAAAGCCUCGAGCGGUGAUUCUGUGAGCGUCGAACUGAUCGAGACGCCCCAGGGGCUGCAGCAGCGGCUGGAACGCGUGGACCGGCUACCAGCCAAGGACGUGCAAACUCUCAAUUUGGGAGCCGAGUGGCUGUCUACCUUCCUUCCGCACUGCUUGCAGAAGAUUGACCGUGUGACUUUCGGGAUCAUGACGGAUGACCAGGUCAAGGCCGCCCUCGACGAGCAGCCCCUCAUGCCACUCACGCGCGCAAAGUUGGCGAUUCCGUUCAUCGGCAAGGACGUGCCCUCCCCCUGCUCCGAGUUCGCGCAUCCAGACAUAGUGCUAGGCCUCACGUCCUUUGCGUACCGCUACGAGGGCCUGCGCCACAGCGACUUCGACGAGGUGAUGGCCGUGCUCGCCGAGCGGCUGGACAACGAAGGGGGCAGCUCUCCCCUGGACCGGCCGACCGCCAUGCGCUGGAAGGCGUGGGUGGAGGAGGCAGGUGCGGUUUUCUGCGUGAAGCAGCGCGAGAUGGACGACAUGACCGCAGAUGAGCAGCUCAAGGAGGAUCCUCGCGCUGACACCCGCGCGCGUGUGCUUCCUCUUCACCUGCUCGAGAAGACGAACAAGCCCCAAAUGGAGCGCCUCUUCCAGCUCUUCCGCAAGCUGCCCUCAGCGGUGCACUUCCACCUUGAGGUGAAUAUCUUCCCUAAUUUCAUGCGUUUCCAGGAGCAAAAGUUUUCCGCUUCAGGCCAAGAGCUCGGAGGCAGCAUCCUCUUCAAGCAGCGGCUGGGCUUCUCGGGAACUCCAAGCGAGCUCCUGCCGCUGGAGCUUGGCAAAUGCGAAUACGAGCCAGGUAGCGAAGGCGAAGUGGUGCACACGCUGACAUCGACCAGCUUCGUGUCCUUUCAGCACAUGAACUCCGACUGGACAGUCGAGGCACUGCUGGACGCGGUUGUCGCUGCGGCCCAGCGCGGGGAGUGCCAGGCCCUCAUUGACACAGGGGCUCUCAUCACUGGCCUCACCAACAAGGAGGUAGCAGAGCACCUGCUCGGCUUCCGCAAGCGCGUAGAUGGAUCCACGCCGCUGACCCUACCAGAGACAGUGGACGGUGUCGUCUUCAUUGAGGAGGAUGGCGCCAAGAAGAUCUUGCUCCGGCAGACGCGUGAGGUGGUGAAGUUAGCGGACAGUGGGGUGCCAGUCACUUCCAGGUUUUGCUUCUACGAUCAAAUCCACACCACCGGCAUGGACAUUCAGCACCGUCUGGACGCCGUGGCAGCCCUGACGUUGGGAAAGGACAUGGUUUGGCGUGACUUCGCGCAGGGCGCCUAUCGCAUGCGCGGUAUAGGGCGGGUCGGCGGAUUUGCUUAUACAUCAUCCCAGAGAUCCAGGAACUGA
Prorocentrum cordatum is the source of this 5685-nucleotide messenger RNA. Lineage: Eukaryota; Dinophyceae; Prorocentrales; Prorocentraceae. The record is from the annotation of a GenBank genome assembly.